CUGACACGUGAUCAAUCCCGCUGCUGUGAUUGGUUGAGAAGGCGGCAAUUUAUAUGUGGGGCAAAGGUAGCGUUUAAGUCUGUUUAUGUAGCGUCGCCUGUCCACUGGUGUUGUAACGAUGCUGUUCACCAAGGUUCUCAAAGCCAGUGUGCGGUCUGGGAUACGGCUGCAGAGCUCCAGUGCAGCUGCUGCUACAGCAUCUCACAGCAGCCAGCCAGCAGGAAUUGGCUUCUCAUUUGAGCUGACAGAGCAGCAAAGGGAGUUCCAGCAGCUGGCGAGGAGGUUUGCACGUGAAGAGAUUGUCCCUGCUGCACCUGCUUAUGACAGGAGUGGUGAGUAUCCUGUCCCCAUCAUCAAGAAAGCAUGGGAGCUUGGCCUGAUGAACGGUCACAUUCCUCAGGAAUAUGGUGGAAUGGGUUUGUCUAUCUUUGACAACUGCCUCAUCACAGAAGAGCUGGCUUAUGGGUGCACAGGAGUACAGACUGCUAUCGAAGCAAACUCUCUGGGACAAAUGCCUGUCAUUAUAGCUGGCAGUGACGCACAGAAGAGAAAAUAUCUGGGAAGGAUGGCUGAGGAGCCUCUCAUGUGUGCGUACUGUGUGACAGAACCGGGGGCGGGCUCUGAUGUGGCUGGUCUCAAGACCCGAGCUGUGAAGAUGGGCGAUGAGUAUGUUGUGAACGGGCAGAAGAUGUGGAUCACCAAUGGUGGGAAAGCUAACUGGUACUUCCUGCUGGCCCGCACCAACCCAGAUCCUAAAUGUCCAACCGGCAAAGCUUUUACUGGCUUUAUUGUGGACGCAGACACUCCAGGAAUUCAAGUAGGAAGAAAGGAGAUGAACAUGGGUCAGAGGUGCUCUGACACCAGAGGCAUCACCUUUGAGGAUGUGAGGAUACCGAAGGAGAACGUCCUGAUCACAGAGGGAGCUGGCUUCAAAAUCGCCAUGGGUGCUUUCGACAACACUCGGCCACCGGUGGCAGCAGGAGCAACAGGCCUGGCACAGAGGGCACUUGAUGAAGCUACCAAUUAUGCACUGGAGAGGAAGACCUUUGGCAAAGUUAUUGCUGAGCACCAGGCUGUUUCCUUCCUCUUGGCUGAAAUGGCGAUGAAGGUGGAGCUGGCCAGAAUGGCAUACCAGCGGUCCGCCUGGGAAGUGGACCAGGGCCGCAGAAACACCUACUACGCCUCCAUCGCCAAGGCUUUCGCUGGAGACAUCGCCAACCAGGUGGCCAGUGAUGCCGUCCAGGUAUUUGGAGGCAACGGCUUCAACAGUGACUACCCAGUAGAGAAGCUGAUGAGAGAUGCCAAGAUCUACCAGAUCUACGAAGGGACAGCUCAAAUCCAAAGACUCAUCAUUGCCCGAGAACACCUGGGAAGAUUCAAGAAAUGAACACUGCACACCUGAUUGAUCCACAUUCAAACUUACUUUGUUGUAACUUUUCUAUACAAGGGUCUUUCUGGGAAAAUAGAUGUAGUCAUCUAAACUCAGGAUCUAGUUGUAGAAUGUUGUUUGCCUUAACAAUAUUUCAUCCUGCCUUGCUUUUUUUGAACUCAUCCAGACCCUGAGUUGGUUUCUCAUCAAAGAACAUUAAAACCCGUCCGCAAAACCUGUCAUCUUUUAUUGAAAGGUUUCUCAAAAUGCAGCUCAGAACUGUGGCCUUACUUUGUGACUUAAUGCGAUGAUAAGGAUCACCACUUUUAGGCAAAAGAUCACAUGACCUUGUCCUGCCAGGCUCCUGCCUCAGCAGGCUGUGAACUUGGAUAUGAACAAACUUUGUGGAUGCAAUGCAAAGUUUCCACACUGUAAAGGCAAUUCCAUUUCUGGUUUUUACAAAUCCAUUUUUCACCUGAAUGUGUUAAACAGUGUCUAUUGAUUUGUUUUAACAGCUGUAAAAAAAAAAAGUCUGAAAAUGGUUUUCUGUCUGAUUUAUUUAAAUCAGUGCUACUUUUGAUGCCAUUUGUUGUACAUUACUACCCAAUGUCCACAGUUACCCACUGCAUUAACCAUGGAUGUAAUAUGCAGGUAAUGGUUCAGCUGUCAAGAUAACAUGCCAUUCACUUUGUGACUACACUUUUGACCUAUGUUAAAUUCUAAGCUUUGACGACUGUAUAUCAUCCAUUUAUUAAAUUAUUUCACUUGAUCUACAACUGA
Acanthopagrus latus (yellowfin seabream) is the source of this 2149-nucleotide messenger RNA. It is a transcript of the gene acadm, whose product is annotated as acyl-CoA dehydrogenase medium chain. The coding region runs from base 119 to 1387 and encodes 422 amino acids. Lineage: Eukaryota; Metazoa; Chordata; Actinopteri; Spariformes; Sparidae. Gene Ontology annotation, biological process: medium-chain fatty acid catabolic process; fatty acid beta-oxidation. The record is from RefSeq and is a predicted model, not a curated record. The transcript has 12 exons. Gene Ontology annotation, cellular component: mitochondrion. Gene Ontology annotation, molecular function: flavin adenine dinucleotide binding; medium-chain fatty acyl-CoA dehydrogenase activity.